Cercospora beticola is the source of this 1434-nucleotide messenger RNA. RefSeq lists its product as uncharacterized. Lineage: Eukaryota; Fungi; Ascomycota; Dothideomycetes; Mycosphaerellales; Mycosphaerellaceae. The record is from RefSeq and is a predicted model, not a curated record.
AUGGACCUGAUGCAGCUCUCGACAUUGCGCCCCCUUCUGAGCCAACUAGUAGUCGACUACCAAAGAUUGAACACGACCACACGGGCAGAGCAAUUCAGCGCCGUUGCCGCCUUGGUCAGUGGUAUCUACGAGCUGGCCAAAUCGACUUGCAUUGAACAUGGCAUACCGGACUGCGGAGCCAACGCGGUCGACGUCCGCGUACUGCUUGUUCGAUACGAUCCUGACGUGAAGCCCACGUUAUGCCUCGACUCGCCGCAAGCUGAAGGACACUUUGACGUGGUCACUGACCUUUCUUCACUUGUAAGAUCGCAACGACAUUGGACGCAGCUUUUUGUGCCGAAUACAGAGCCAGCAGCGCAAAUGUUCAAGCAAUUCCGCGCUAUUGCCACUGCCUCUCUAGGAUCUAGCAUCUCUCGCGCUCAAAUACUUUGCACGAGACCUGUCGUCGUUCCCGGUGGCCUUGUGAUUAAUCGUCCUUCGACCUCGGGUGGGCGGCAGCAACAGGAGGAUCUUGAGCCAGACCGGCCUUAUCAUCGCAUUGUUGCCAUAGGCAAUUUCAACAAGCUGGAUGGCACGACUGGAGCCCUGCUUACCAUGUCUGCUUUUCUGCUCGGCGAGGAAGAUGAACAUUCAGCAAGCUCGUCGCAGUCGUCCAGUCCUGUCUCGUCACCCUCCGACAGCUUACAUCCCUUCGCGGCAUGGGAAGACAACAAAUCGGUCACAGACAGCACAAAAUCUCGCCCGCGGAGUCCGCGUCCCCGGCGAGCAAAGCAUGUUCGACAGCUCGUGCUCCGAGCAAAUUCGUCGCUUCCUUCAUCGGGAUCUUCCUCCCCUAUAGCUUCCACUUUUGCAAGCAGCAAGUUCCUGCGCCAACGCAACCGCAACCGAAUCGGAGGAAGGAAGCCGACAGCGAAAGAAUCUACCACGCGUGCCGGAGCGGAAUUCUGGUACGAUCGCGUUUUGUCCUUCCUCGAAGCGAUUGGAAAUUGCGAUCACACGACCGAACCCGAGAGUCUUUUGGCUUCAGACGACACCUCUUCACCUCCACCUCUCAGAGCAGCAGAACGAACGCGUCCGCCAUUGGGCCUCGUACACGCGAAACAGGACGGCAGUCAUCAUCUCGAGUCUUUCGCGCGGACGAACAGUAUCGUGACGAAGAAUGGCAGGCGAAGAGCGGUCACAUUUGAGGUCGUGGAUGAGGUGAGCAGUGGAGCUAUUGGUGCUGGAGAAGAGAUGAACAUUGUAAGCUCAGAGGGUGAGGGUGUUGUCAGGUUCGGGACAAGCUGUAAUAAAAAGAGCAGUGGGAGAACGAGGAGUGACAGUGCUGUUUCUGGCUUUGUGAAGGGGUUUGCAAAUCUGUUGGGUGGGAGAGCAAAGGGAGAGAAGCCGAGUUUGGGUGACGGAGAGUUGGAGAUAUUGCUGGCAAGGUCUUGA